Molecule: messenger RNA, 221 nt
Organism: Candidula unifasciata
Lineage: Eukaryota; Metazoa; Mollusca; Gastropoda; Stylommatophora; Geomitridae
Source: the annotation of a GenBank genome assembly
ACGUUCCGAAACAGCGCCGUACAUGUUGUGAGGGCACAAAAUGCAAAAAGCACACAGUCCACGAAGUGACCCAGUACAAAACCUUACCGAGUGGUUAUAGUGGUCGCUCUAAAGAGAUUGUCCUGAGUAUGGAGUGCACAGAAUGCAAAUAUAAGAAACAGCUUCCCAUCAAGCAAUGCAAACACUUCCAGAUGGGAGGCGGGGAAAAUUUCGUUUUUUAA